Messenger RNA from Alnus glutinosa, 390 nucleotides. RefSeq lists its product as uncharacterized. The record is from RefSeq and is a predicted model, not a curated record. Bases 1 to 390 code for a protein of 129 amino acids. The transcript has a single exon. NCBI's taxonomy places the organism in Eukaryota, Viridiplantae, Streptophyta, Magnoliopsida, Fagales, Betulaceae.
AUGUGGAAAUCCUUUGUUACCUCCUUCAACAAACUUUGGUUCGAUGAAGUAGAAGAAACUAGGAAACCUGCCCUUAAUGCAAAACCCAUAUACAGAGAUGAGUUAGAUCAGAAGAAUGCAUCCAAAAAGAAGGUGGAGAAGAAUUCAGAGAAGAAAAGCUAUGGUGGCAGUAGUAUUGAUAAGAAGGAGGUGAUGACAGUAAAGGUGAAGAUGACAAAGCAAGAAGCAGCUCGAAUGUUGUCCAAAUGCAAAGGUGGAGGGUUCCUUGACUUCAAGGACGUAGCGCAUGAGCUUGUGCUCAUACCACCAAAUCGUGUUACUGUUGUGUCAGCUGAUCAAGCUACAAUUGAUGGUCAAGUAUUGCUUAAGAGCAUCCCAGAAGAGCUUUAG